AUGUCAAAAGGGGGGCGACUCCUGUUCCUGGUUGUGUGGUUAAACCUGGUGCCUCGAGGAGUGGAUGGCUGCCCGGCCAAAUGUGUGUGUUACAGCGAGCCACGGCCCACCGUGGCCUGCCAGCAGCAAGGACUGUUCUCCAUUCCUACCGAGAUCCCUGUGCGGAGCCAGCGUAUAUUUCUCCAGAGCAACAAGCUGACCGUGGUCCGCUCCACCAGCUUCAGCUCCGUGCACAACCUUACCGUUCUCUGGAUGUACUCCAACAAUAUCAGCCACAUUGAGGCCGGGGCCUUCUACGGUCUGGAGCGGCUAGAGGAGCUGGACAUUGGGGACAACAGUAACCUGAGGAUCAUCAGUCCCACAGCCUUCAGGGGUCUGUCCAAGCUUCACACCCUCCACCUGCACAGGUGCGGCCUGUCGGAGUUACCUGUCGGAGCGUUCCAGGGACUGUUCUCCCUGCAGUACCUCUACCUGCAGGACAAUAACCUGCUGGCCCUGCACAACGACACCUUCCUGGACCUGGCCAACCUCACAUAUCUGUUCCUGCACAACAACAAGAUCAAGACCGUGUCGGACCACAUGCUGCGCGGCCUCAUCAACCUUGACCGCCUGCUGCUGCACCAGAACCGGGUCAUCUACGUCCAGCCGAGGGCAUUCAGCGACCUGGGGAAGCUGACCACGCUGUUCCUGUUCUACAACAACCUUACCGUGCUGACCGGGGAGACCAUGGACCCGCUGGUGUCCCUGCAAUACCUGCGUCUCAAUGGGAACCAGUGGGUGUGUGACUGUCGGGCCAGUACCUUAUGGGACUGGUUCAAACGCUUCAAGGGCUCCAGCUCUGAGCUCGAAUGUAACGUCCCCUUGGAAUUGUUCGGGAAGGACCUGAAACGGCUGAAGAGUAACGACCUGGAAGGGUGUGUGGAGACACCCCAGAUCCAGACCCAGCUCUUCAGCUCCAAGCCGCGUUCCGGAAAAUUCCCCUCCACUGAAAAUCCUCUGGGAGAUGGAAUUCCCAGAUGUUGUCUUCCAGACAACGAUAAGUCCUCUAUCAUCUCCGGGAAAACGAUCGCUGACCCCUCAUCUUACAACAGCCGUCAGAUCACCAACAACCCCCUCAAGGAGAAGGAGAACAUAUCCAAGACCAAAUUCAGAGAGCAUGAGCGAACGAAAAACGAGACCAUCCGGAAUAAGCAGAGUCUCAACGACGGGCCACUGGGGACCCUGUCCAACAACCUUGACCAGUCAUUGGUUCAAAUUGAAGACCUGGAACCUUCUACAGCCCCAACCAGGAAGAAAAAGAAGUGCACUAAAAAGCCAAAAUCUGACGCCCAGUGUCUCAAAGGCCAUGGAUCUACAAUGCAGGUGGCGCUGAGUUCUCUCUUCAUGUCCAUAAUCUGGAUCUGGUUCUCGUUGGCCAUGUCUUAG
Molecule: messenger RNA, 1425 nt
Organism: Salvelinus namaycush (lake trout)
Lineage: Eukaryota; Metazoa; Chordata; Actinopteri; Salmoniformes; Salmonidae
Product: reticulon-4 receptor-like
Exons: 2
Coding region: 1-1425 (474 amino acids)
Molecular function (GO): protein binding
Source: RefSeq, a predicted model, not a curated record